Molecule: messenger RNA, 1194 nt
Organism: Cylicocyclus nassatus
Lineage: Eukaryota; Metazoa; Nematoda; Chromadorea; Rhabditida; Strongylidae
Source: the annotation of a GenBank genome assembly
CAUUGCACGUUCAGAAUUGCAGAUGCCACAGAAACCGUCUUAUGAUUUGAACGACAGAAUUCUUUGCAACUAUAAGGGUAUUUAUUACGAAGGAAAAAUCAUAAGCGUCGCUGUCCAAGAUGGGGAACGGAUUUUCACAGUACAUUAUCAGGGUUGGCACAAAAGACAUGAUGUUGCCAUUAGAGAAAGCAUGACUGAUCAGUUGUUCCUCCCUUAUACAGAUGAGAAUGUCGCGAGAGCCAAGGCUGAACUAGAGAGCGCGAAAAUUGAAAAGAAACGGAAAUCUUCCAAAGCGAACGCUGAUAUAGUAUCAAGUGAAAGUGUUGCUUCCACCAGUCCUGUUGUGGCUCCUCGCCGUGUAGUCAGGGCUCCCAAACUUACCGUUUCGAGUUUAUCAGAAGAAGCCAAAUCUGUGGAAUUUCACUACGCAAAUCUGCCAAAAUCACUUCGUGAGAUACUCAAGAAAGAUCAGGAUGCUGUUUUGCAGCGACGCCUUUUGGCCAAACUACCUGCUGUAUAUCCUAUCGAUGUAAUCCUCCACGAGUUUCUCUCUACUUUCGACAUGGAACUUGAAUGGGCUGGAGACAAGCUAACAGUGUCCCAUGGGGACGAAAUCAGCUCUAGUCGUGUGACUGCACUCAUACGAUCCUGCCAAAUGAUUACUGAUUACUUCAACAUGAUUCUCGGAAAUUUGCUUCUGUACCAGCCUGAGAGAGACCAAUACCAGUCUGAGCUUUUACGUCUCCGGCUUACAAAUCUCAAUGGAGAUGACGGAUCGCGCAGGCGCCCUUAUUUUGGUUCAACAUUGUUACCAGAUGAUAGUGUUCCUGUCAGGCUUACUUCUGUUUAUGGAUUACCGCAUCUUUUGAGAUUAUUUGAUUGCUUUGCCGCGAAAUUGGCAAAUUUACCCGCGGAUUCUGGGAAUAUCUUGGCUCUGAAAGUGAUGUCAUCUGAUUUCGUCUCAUUUCUCGAAGAGAACCGAGAGAAGUAUUUCAGCGUUCGAAGAGACUAUGAAGCACAGGAAUAAUAUCAGAAUAUAUUGACUACCUCCUCAGUUUCUAUAUCCUUCGGUAUUGGUGCAUGACUUGGAGCUGUGUCCGGUGAGCGUUAUUUUGUUCAGUAACAACUUCAUCUCUAUGUUUUCGUUGUUAUUACUACGUAGGUUGUUCUUUACAUGUACAUUGAUCUCAAAUA